Molecule: messenger RNA, 2094 nt
Organism: Bombyx mori (domestic silkworm)
Lineage: Eukaryota; Metazoa; Arthropoda; Insecta; Lepidoptera; Bombycidae
Exons: 2
Coding region: 1-1977 (658 amino acids)
Source: RefSeq, a predicted model, not a curated record
AUGGCGGAAUUGAAAUCAUUAAUUCAGGAACGCGGUACGAUUAGGGGAAGAGUAACUGCCUUUCAUAAGUAUAUGAAAAUUACAGAAGCAAUUGAUUCUAAAGCUAUGCAUAAGGUUCAGCUUAAUGAGCUUCAAUUUAAACUAGAAAGAUUUCAAAACCUAUUGACCGUUUUUGAUGAAGUUCAACGAAAAAUUGAAUUAUUGAGCGAGGAUACUCUAGAACAAGAAAGGCAAUUACAAGAAAGGGAAACAAUGGAAAAUAAUUUUUGUUCCUUAAUCGUACAAGCGCAGAAUAUUAUUGAGAGCUGUAUAGACGCUCAAAAACUGAAUGAAACUAAUCGUAACGAUGGUUCUUUAAAUUCAUUUGAAUCCAAAUCUAAAUCUCUUAAUAUUAAGUUGCCAACAAUAAAUUUGCCUAGUUUUGACGGCAAUUAUUUGAAGUGGUUGGAAUUUCGAGAUACUUUUCGUUCUAUGGUAAACGAAAAUGAGUCAAUUCCGAAAAUAAAUAAAUUUCAUUAUUUACGGUCCGUGUUGGAAGGUAGUGCCGCGGUAGUGAUAAAAUCAAUUGAGUUUUCGUCGGAAAAUUAUGACGUAGCAUGGGACCUACUUUGCCAACGAUAUGACAAUACAAGACUUCUUGUUAACAAUCAUUUAAGGGCAUUGUUUUCAUUUCAACCUAUUGCUAGGGAGUCCCAUCAGUCACUGCGUUAUAUGAUUGAUUAUUUCACAAAACACUUGCGAGCUCUAGGUACCCUAAAGGAACCUACUUCCUUCUGGGACACUUUGAUCAUUUUUAUGAUGACAACAAAACUAGAUGGCGCCACAAGUCGCAAAUGGGAGGAGCACAGGAAUUGUUUGACUGAGCCGCCUUCUCUUGAAUCUUUUUGUGAAUUUUUACGUAAUCGUGCUGAUGUUUUGGAAACUGUACACUUUUGUAAAACUGAACAACCAAAGACAGAUAAACACGUUCAAAGUAAAGAACCAAAAUAUACCAAAGCUUUUGUUGCUGCAAAUUCAUCGUCGAAAUCGUGUGUUAUUUGUUCAAAAAAUCAUUUUCUUUACGAGUGCGAUAAAUUUAAAAGUAAGAAUGUAGAUGCAAGGUUGAGCCUAGUUAAUAAGCAUAAAUUGUGUUCUAAUUGUUUUAAAUCUGGUCAUCGUCCCUCUCGUUGCUUCAGGAAAGGCUGCCGGAUAUGUAAUGCGAAACACAACUCGUUAUUACAUAAACAAUUGCAAGAGAAUGGUACUGUGAACAUAGACAACAAUAUACCUAGCCCAUCUUCGUCUUCUCAAGGCGGUAGUGCCAAUGAACAGGUGUCGCUGUCUGCGAUGAUGCCUGGUCAAGUGUUGCUUUGUACCGCUCAGGUGAGAAUAGUUGAUCCGAACAGUAAUAAAACUUACCUCGUAAAGGCUCUUCUCGACAACGGAAGCCAGGCGUCUUUCGUCACGGAAGAACUACAAAGAAAGAUUAACUUACCUAUUUCUCAUCAAAAUCCGAUGAAAGUAUUGGGAAUUAAUAACGCAGUCUGUGCUGCAUCACAAGUUUGUAACAUAAAAAUGCAAUCACGGGUCAAUUCUUUUCACAUGAUGGUAUCUUGUCUGGUCAUACCACAUAUAACAAAUAGCUUACCUAACGUGGAAAUAGACACGUCUACGUUGAACUUACCUGCAAACAUUGAGUUGGCUGAUCCAAGCUUUUUUAAUCCCUCUGAUAUUCAUAUAUUGUUAGGGGCAGAUGUAUUCUGGGAGAUCGUUCAUGGUCAUCAGAUUAAGCUUGGGCGAAAUAAGCCUACUCUCCAAGAAUCACGAUUAGGUUGGUUGAUAUCUGGGCCAACUGGUGUAGGUUCUGGUUCAGGAGUUCAUAACAAAAUUUGUAAUUUCUCCCGAAAUAUAAAUGAAUCUCUUUCUAGGUUUUGGGAGAUUGAGGAAUUACCCCCUCUUAACAGGCAGAAGUUCUCAAAGGUUGACGAGGGGACAUAGAAAAAAUGUACCGACAAAUCGAGGUCGAUGAGUCGCAGCGCCAUCUGCAAUUGAUUCUCUGGAGGGAUAAAUCUACUCAGACAAAUAAUAAUUGCGUACAGUGUACCAAAAUAAAAG